AUGAGACGGUUAUCCUCGAGAACCAUAGAUAGGAAAGUGGUGGAGGAUGGACUUAGCCAGACCAUUGUGACCUUGUCACUGAGACAACAACUGGUGAUUCUGAUGAAAUGGUUUGAUGGGUUUCUGAGCAAAGGCGAUGAUUGUCCAAAUGUUCAAAGAGCAUUUGAGGUAUGGUGGAGGAGAGCUUUCAUAAGGCAGGUCUUGACAGAGCCGGAUGCAUCGCAGCUGCAGAUUACACUCCACGACUAA
This is a messenger RNA of Arabis nemorensis, 249 nucleotides long. NCBI's taxonomy places the organism in Eukaryota, Viridiplantae, Streptophyta, Magnoliopsida, Brassicales, Brassicaceae. The record is from the annotation of a GenBank genome assembly.